Molecule: messenger RNA, 2106 nt
Organism: Dreissena polymorpha
Lineage: Eukaryota; Metazoa; Mollusca; Bivalvia; Myida; Dreissenidae
Product: GATOR complex protein WDR24-like
Biological process (GO): positive regulation of TOR signaling
Molecular function (GO): protein binding
Source: RefSeq, a predicted model, not a curated record
GGAAUUCUGACGACGAAGGUGACCUGCAGGAGCUGUCUGACAUUAAGUUGGCGAGCAUAGCCCGGGGCCAGGUGAACCCGGACUGGGACAUCCUGUUUGGGGACGGGGAGCCAGGGGCCGAGGAUUUCUUCAUGGGACCUGCCACGGUGAAGAAAAAAGACUGGUCUCUACCUCACGAGGCUUUCUUUCCCCGUCACGAGAUCCACGACCGGGAGACGCCCUUUGAGUCGUUGACAGACAGCAACCAUUUUUAUGACAGCACUGUGGACUAUGAACCUCCCAGCAACUUACCUACCAGUAAAACAGUAGAGACCACUCAGCUGACAAGGCUGAGCGUGGACACAAGCUUGCUGAGCUGUCCAGACUGGGGCUACACUGACAGCAUUGUCAGCUUACUCAAGGACCUGGCUGCAGAGGGUGAUGUGCAGACUCCAGUUACCAUGCUGAUAGUGAUGAAAGACCAGAUACGGGCCCACAUUGACACCGACCUUCAAGAGGACUGGUUCAUGUCAUAUUUAGAGUUGCUGGGGCGGUUCAAGCUGUGGUCCAUAGCGAACCAUGUGAUCAAACUGAGCAACCUGCCCGGUAUCUUUAUGCUGAACCAGCAGUCCACCACAAUACACGUCAACUGUAAUAUGUGCAACCGCCUCCUCACACGCUCCGGCUGGCUAUGUGACAGGUGCAAGAUGAUCACCAAUGUGUGCUCUAUAUGUUGCCAGCCUGUGAAGGGGAUUUUUCUAUGGUGCCAAGGCUGCUCCCACGGGGGCCACAUGCAGCAUAUCAAAGACUGGCUCCUACAAAGCAAUGAGUGCCCCAAGGGGUGCGGACAUAUCUGUGAAUACACUUGAGUAGUUAUAGCGACCCAGAAGUCACGGGUUUGAUCACCACUGUGGUAGUGUUCCUUAGAACGACCCAGAAACACAAAGUGCUGGUUUAACUCAGGAUACCAACUUGAAUGUGUUUCAAUAAGCCUAAGGCUUUUGAUGUAAUCAAGCUUUAAUGAAUAGGCUUAAACAUUUAUGUGAAUACACCUGACAUCAGUCUGUGAAUACACCUGACAACAGUCUGUGAACUUAGCUGACAUCAGCCUCUGACAACACCUGACAUCAGUAUGUGAAUACGCUUGACAUCAGUAUGUGAAUACACCUGACAUCAGUAUGUAAAUACACCUUACCUCAGUCUGUCUGUAAAUACAGCUGACAUGUAUUAUUUACUGGCGCAAGUUGGUGAAAUAUGUUACACAAGUCUGUGAAUAAAUCUGACAUCAUUAUGUUUAUACACAAAACACAAGUCUGUGACUCUCUGACACCAUUUUUAUAUGUAAUAGGUGUAAUUGAAUACAGUAAUUUCUGUUAAUAUAUAUAUAUGACAAAAUAGCAUGUGAAUUAAUCUGACCUCUUUCUGUGAAUAUAAAUCAUAAAUGACAUUGGAUAUUAGUUUGUGAAUACACAUGUUAUUGGUCUGUGAUUACACCACAUAUCAGUCAAUAAAAUCACGGAAACAUACUUUGAUUAUAAGUAAUCAAUAUAAAUUAAUUUAGUCACUAAAUAUCUGUAUGCGAAUAAAUCCAACAUAUAAGUAUAUUAAUAUCUCUUAUGCAGAAGUAUUUGAAAACGUCUGACACAGCGCGUCUGUGAGUACAUCUGACACAGAAGUAUGUGAAUACAUCUGAUACAGAAGUGUUUGAAUACGUCUGAUUCAAAAGUAUGUGAAUACAUCUGACACAAAGUGUCUGUGAAUACAUCUGAUAAAGAUGUAUGUGAAUAUGAUUUAAAAGUAUGUGAAAAUGUCUGAUUCAGAAGUAUUUGAAUACAUCUGAUACAGAAGUAUGUGAAUACGUCUGACACAGAAGUAUUUUAAUACAUCUGAUUCAAAAGUAUGUGAAUACAUCUGACACAAAGUGUCUGUGAAUACAUCUGAUACAGAAGUAUGUGAAUAUGAUUUAGAAGUAUGUGAAUAUGUAUGAGAUAUUUAUUUAUGAACGAUAUUUAUUGGAUGUAAAUAUGUCUGUGUAUAUUAUUGUUAAGAAUGAGUGCAUGUAUGACAUGUUAUGAAUACAUGUACAUACGAAACAUGCUGAAACAUGUGAAUAAAUAAAUAUUUAUA